UGCUUAUGACUGUGUGAUACCACCCAUGGAAAAGGCUGUAGUGAAAACAGACAUUCAAAUUGCCCUUCCUUCUGGGUGCUAUGGUCGAGUAGCACCGCGUUCUGGUUUAGCUGCAAAGCACUUCAUAGAUGUUGGUGCUGGUGUCAUUGAUGAGGACUACAGGGGAAAUGUUGGUGUGGUACUCUUCAACUUUGGCAAGGAGGCUUUUGAAGUUAAAAAGGGGGAUAGGAUUGCCCAGCUCAUCUGUGAACGCAUUUGCUAUCCUGAGCUAGAAGAAGUUCAGGCUCUAGAUGAUACAGAACGUGGCGAAGGUGGCUUUGGUUCUACUGGAAAGAACUGA
Messenger RNA from Pelecanus crispus (Dalmatian pelican), 340 nucleotides. The record is from RefSeq and is a predicted model, not a curated record. Lineage: Eukaryota; Metazoa; Chordata; Aves; Pelecaniformes; Pelecanidae.